Molecule: messenger RNA, 621 nt
Organism: Talaromyces atroroseus
Lineage: Eukaryota; Fungi; Ascomycota; Eurotiomycetes; Eurotiales; Trichocomaceae
Exons: 1
Coding region: 1-621 (206 amino acids)
Source: RefSeq, a predicted model, not a curated record
AUGUCAACCUACAGAAGCACAGAUUAUCAACACAAGCCCUAUGAUCAAAUCUCUCUUCCUACGAAGUUUCAUGGAAUCAAAUCUAAAGAUAUCAAGCCAGAGAUAUUCCAAUUUGUGAAUGACCAUUUCUAUGUUGUCGUGGGCUACAACGAUAACAACGAAGAACCGAGUGAACUCCUUCACUGUGGGUUCUAUCUAUGCACAAACACGACACAGGGCGAAGGGAGACUCUGGAGUUUACACAGAAGCCAAGAAAGAGGUGGGCAAUGGGAGAUUUCAAAGUCGGUCCUCGGGGGGCAGCAGCCUCCAUGCUGGGUUGCGAUGAAAAAUUUGCUCCUCGCUUCUUAUCUUUGCGAAGUCAAUAUGAACUACUGGGAAGAUCUGGAUAGGCAGAUCAAACUUGCAGAGAUCGAUCAGUCGGGAAACUGUAUGCGCUGGAUUGAUGCAGUCCAAGAGAAACUCAAACCCAAGUACUAUACCUACAACUCGCUCAGCACGAUCAAAAAUGAAUUUAACAAAAAAGCCUACCAGCUCCUCACAGCCAAGAAAGUAGCCAUUCUUGACAAGGACCAUGCCGGUGCGGAAUGGCAGCUCCAAACGAAAGCGGAUUCGGGAGUUUGA